AUGGACUACGAGGCCUUGAAGGACCAGUGGAGCGAUGUCGAGGAUCGCGAUGGCGUCAGGCUCAGUUGGAACACAUUUCCAAGCUCGCGCAUGGAAGCGUCCCGCUUAGUUGUCCCCAUCGGAGCCGUGUAUACGCCGCUCAAGGAGAAGACAGACACCCCAUUGCUGCAGUACGAACCAGUGACUUGCAAAGCCCCUUGCAAAGCAGUCCUCAAUCCUUAUGCCAACGUGGACGUCCGAGCUCGGAUCUGGAUAUGCCCCUUCUGCCAGAUGCGCAAUCCUCUUCCUCCGCACUACAAAGACAUUACCGAGAAUGCUAUACCUCCCGAGCUUCAUCCUCAGAGCACAACUAUCGAGUAUCGAUUGGCCCGGCCCGCCCCCGCCCCCCCUAUUUUCCUGUAUGUCGUAGACACUUGCCAGGAGGAUGACAGUCUCCAGGCUGUCAAGGACUCCCUCAUCAUGAGCUUGUCCUUGUUGCCACCACAUGCGCUGGUUGGGUUGAUCACAUACGGCACCAUGGCGCAAGUCCAUGAAUUAGGCUACGGAGAGUGCGCCAAAUCCUAUGUCUUCCGCGGUAACAAGGACUAUGGUGCAAAGCAGGUUCAGGAAAUGCUUGGGCUGCUAGCUCCUAGCCUUCGUCCCGGCGCUCCUCAGCCACCUGGUCGCGCACCUCCCCCCAUGGGUCCCGCAGCCCGCUUCCUCCUUCCUGUCCAACAGGCCGAGUUCCAGAUAACCAAUAUCCUUGAACAGCUGCAGCGCGAUCCUUGGCCAGUUGCGAAUGACAAGCGAGCUUUAAGGUGCACUGGUGUCGCCGUCAGCGUCGGAGUUGGGUUGUUGGAGACGUCUUUUCAAAAUGCCGGUGGACGCAUUAUGCUUUUCACCAGCGGUCCUGCCACAGAAGGCCCUGGUCUUGUCGUUGGCCCAGAGUUGAAGGAGCCUAUCCGAUCUCACCAUGAUAUUGAUAGGGAUAAUAUUAAAUAUUUUAAGAAGGCAGUCAAGUUUUAUGACAAUCUUGCCAAGCGCGCCGCACACAAUGGUCAUGUCAUUGACCUAUUUGCCGGCUGUCUUGACCAAGUUGGCAUGCUGGAAAUGAAGAAUAUGGCUAACUACACCGGUGGUCACACGCUGUUGACUGACAGCUUCACAUCGUCUCAAUUCAAACAAUCAUUCGUCCGAGUAUUCGACAAGGACGAGAAUGACAACCUUCUAAUGGGCUUUAAUGCGUCUCUAGAAGUUCUUACCACAAGAGAGCUCAAAGUCACAGGCCUUAUUGGCCACGCGAUUUCCCUUAACAAGAAAUCUACAAGCGUGGGUGAGACGGAGUGUGGUAUCGGUAAUACUUGCGCAUGGAAGAUGUGCGGAAUUGACCCUGCUGCCAGUUAUGGCAUCUAUUUUGAGAUUGCAAACCAGGGCGGACCUGCGCCAAUUCAGCAGGGUCCUCAACGCGGCAUGAUGCAGUUCCUUACAUACUAUCAGCAUUCUUCCGGUCAAUUCCACCUACGUGUUACAACCAUUGCUAGGAAUUUAAGCGGUCCGGCGGGUGACCCAGCUCUUGCGCAGUCCUUCGACCAAGAAGCAGCUGCAGUCCUGAUGUCUCGUAUUGCUGUCUUCAAGGCCGAGGUCGACGAUGGGCCAGAUGUAUUGCGAUGGGUUGACCGUAUGCUGAUUCGCUUGUGCUCACGCUUUGCCGAUUACAGGAAGGAUGACCCAACGUCAUUCCGCCUUGAGAAGAACUUCACUCUCUACCCACAAUUCAUGUUCCAUCUUCGCAGAAGUCAGUUCCUCCAAGUUUUCAACAAUUCUCCGGAUGAAACGGCAUUCUACCGACAUGUUCUCAACCACGAGGACACUAGCAACUCCUUGAUCAUGAUCCAGCCUACGCUCGAUUCAUAUUCUUUGGAACAGGAAGGCAGUCAGCCCGUGCUGCUAGACUCUGCCUCUAUUCAGCCCACUCAUAUCCUCCUCCUCGAUACCUUUUUCCAUUUGCUCAUUUUCCACGGAGAGACCAUGGCCGAGUGGAGGAAAGCUGGAUACCAGGACCAAGAAGGUUACGAGAAUUUCAGAUCCAUUUUGGAGCAACCGAAGGAAGAUGCGAGGGAACUUAUUGCCGACCGUUUUCCACUCCCCCGAUUCAUCAUUUGCGAUGCAGGCGGAUCUCAAGCUCGGUUCUUGUUGUCAAAACUGAACCCCUCAACAACUCAUUCGACAGGAGGCUACGGGGGUGGCGUGUCUGCACAGACGAUUUUCACCGAUGAUGUGUCGUUACAGACGUUCAUGGAGCAUUUGAUGAAGCUUGCCGUAUCAGGCACUAACUAA
Talaromyces atroroseus is the source of this 2316-nucleotide messenger RNA. Its product is annotated as Protein transport protein sec23. Gene Ontology annotation, molecular function: GTPase activator activity; zinc ion binding. The record is from RefSeq and is a predicted model, not a curated record. Bases 1 to 2316 code for a protein of 771 amino acids. Gene Ontology annotation, cellular component: endoplasmic reticulum exit site; COPII vesicle coat. Gene Ontology annotation, biological process: COPII-coated vesicle cargo loading; endoplasmic reticulum to Golgi vesicle-mediated transport; COPII-coated vesicle budding. NCBI's taxonomy places the organism in Eukaryota, Fungi, Ascomycota, Eurotiomycetes, Eurotiales, Trichocomaceae. The transcript has 7 exons.